UUCAUGCAGUAAUAAAAUCUCUAAUCUUCUGCACACCAGGCGAGGCACAUGGUCCUAAUAUUCGCAUUGCCAUGAUACGGCUGCAGUGUUACCAAUGUGAUGUUAAGCCAUAACCAUUCAUAUGUCAGUAUUCUGGCUCCAGUUGUUCCAGAGUGUAUUAGCUAAUGCUGGUAUAAGGUCAUAUUGUGUAUUUAAAAUUUUAUUCAAACUCAGCGGCUGAUGACAUUGUUUUAAGUCAAAUUAUUAAAGCAGUAGAUUUAGUUCUUAUUUAAAAUACUGUUACACAAUAAUUUGAGGGCAUAGUUGUAAGUCAAAAUUGAAGACUUGACUUGAAGGUUAAUUCUGACAUUAAGUCUUAAAACAGUUUUGAAGGACCAGACUAGGGAAACAAAAUGCUGUCUACAAAAUAUUUGACUUUGUAGAUGUACAUGUAAUUGACUAAAACAAAUAAACAUAGUUCAAGUUAUGCCAAUCUGUACAUGUAUAGUGUUAUUACAUAUUAGCAGACCAACUGCUACCAUCAUCAGAUGUACAUGUAAAUGUAAUAUACACCUGGCAUAAUAACGUGACACUUGUGUUCCUUGGCUUUCGAGAAAAGUCCCUUUAGCAGUACCCACAGUAGAUGUACAAGCAUGUUUAAGUCAAGUUAACGGCCUUCAAUUAUUUUGUGACUGUAAUCAGCUGUUGUAGAAUUGGUUAUCACAUCAUGCAACCAGUGUUGUAGAAUUGGUUAUUACAUCAUGUAACCAGUGUUGUAGAAUUGGUUAUUACAUCAUGUAACCAGUGUUGUAGAAUUGGUUAUAACAUCAUGUAACCAGUGUUGUAGAAUUGGUUAUUCCAACCUGCCCUCUAGAGGUAUUACAGUUGUUCUCUGCCGCCUUCAUUAUAUCUGCCUCCUUCAUUAUAUCUGCCUCCUGUGUUAUACUCUUUCACAUCUGUUAUCAUGCUUUAUAUUACCAUCUGGCUAUUUGUUAGUGAAGUGCUAGGCCUGCACAUGUGUACAAUAGCUGGUUAAGUGAGAUUACUUGUUCAACAUACAUGUUAAUCUUGCCCACCUGGGCAACUAAACAAUCACUUUGAUGCCAAUCAUCACGUACCUGCGACAGAUUUGAUGGUGUAAUUUGUUAUCAUAUAAUAUGCAAACAGUUCCCUGGUAAUCCUUUCACAGCUUUUUAACCACUGAUGCAGACACACAGAAUUGUGGUCUGUGAUGUUAAUGGCACUAUUCCAGCAGCUGUAUCAGUAAUUACUUGUACAACACAUCCUGAACCAGGGAAUUACAAGUCGCCAACUGAAUUAUCCUGGGACGAAACCUGCAAAAUCGCUCGUUGCACUGUGAUGAUCUUUAUCUGUGUGGAGUAAUGUACAGAAGAAAAGUAAUCAUCAUCCAGUAUUAUAACCCCAUGUGGAUUGAAAACGUAUUUGUAUGUGAUCUGUAUUACAGAUGUGCUUCCCAUGGUUUGUUGUGUGGGUUGUACAUGUAUUUACAAUAGUGAUGAAGUCACCUGAUCUCUCUGAUGAGUUUUAUUAUUAUGGUUCUUAGUACAAAAACCGUAACUGACUUGGAGGUGUUACCUGAUCCCUUUGUUACUGUUUUCCAUAGGUGUUUGUUACAAUGAACGGUUUUGCUUUUUCAAAGAAUAUUAACAGUUAUGAAUAUCAAAUAUAGCCAGAGUGUAAAUUCUGUGCUUCACGGCUUACCAGCAAAGAUGAUGAGUACUGUAUAUGUACCUAUACAUACAGGUGUGCAAAAAGACUAUAAUAUUGGGCAUACACUUUUUCUGUUUUUCGUUUCUGUGAUUCAUUCCGCAUCACUAAGACAGAACUCUAGUUAUGCUUAGUGUUACUGACCUACCAGAUUUGGUUCAAGAAAUGUCCUACCCCUUGUCAGUUAGGGUUCUACUUUCUUUAGAACUGCCUUUUAUUCUCAUAGCUGAAUGCUUCAUAUACUGAAUGGAUCCUCAUGGUUUGAGCAGUAGUACUUGCAGAUUUUGAGUUUAAAGGUCUUACUAUUAUCAGUGGGGCAUUAAACUUAUGUAACUUGAUUAAUGUCAUAACAGAACAUACUUUCUGGAACAUCACAUAACAGCACAAGAAAAAAAAAGACUCAACAAGACAAAACUUGCCUUACAAACAUCAAAGCAUGCAAGCAUUACUGACUGGGAUUUGGUUUGUUGCAAUGAUUAGAUGAACCAAAAUCACAGAAGCUGAACCAAAAGGUUCUUUUUGUUGGGGAUGAAAACAAUCUCCCUAAAUCAAUGCACACCUGUGUGAUUUAUAAACCUAUCUCGCCUGUAAUUAUGCCUGUAAAAUGAAAAGUGACAGUUUUGAGGUCAUAGCUUCAAACUGAUCCACAAACAUUUGGAAUUGAAAUUUUGGAAGUACAGGAUUGUGUCCGGAUGUGUGAAAAUGAAAAGUGACGGUUUUGAGGUCGAAACUUCACACUGAUCCACAAACAUUUGGAAGGGCAACUUUGGAAGUACAGAAUUGUUUCUGAGUGUGCAAUGUAUUGAACUUCCAGAGAAAAGUAGGUGUACAUGUAUAUGUGGAUUGUUCUUCUCCCCAAUAUAAAGACUAGUAUACUCUCAUCCCUGGUGUUACUAACUGCCCAACUAACCCACUCGUCAUCUUGUUCAGGUAACCACACCGUAUUCCGGUACAUCGAAUAUUUGGAACAUCCACCAAAAAUCACUCAAGCGCCCAAGGAUCAAAAUGUUGCUGAAAACCACAUCGUCAGCUUCUUUUGUAAAGCGUCUGGCAAUCCUCACCCUUCAUUCCACUGGACCAAAAACGGUCGUAAGAUCAACACAAAAAAUCGCUAUUUGACUCAGGAAAUGCAGCAUGGCUCUGUGUUGAGAAUCGAAGCAGCUCGGGCCAAGCGUGACGAUGCCACGUUUGAGUGUGUGGCAGACAAUGGACUGGGAGAACCAGCCAGGGCCAGCGCCAAAUUGGUCGUCUAUCCGGUAGACGAAGAUCACAGUGUUCCCAGGGGAUACCCGCACAUCAGCGAGAGCCCCAAGCUGAUGGCUGUGGAGAAGGGACGACCAGCCAUGUUACGCUGCUUAGCCACAGGGGACCCAAAACCGACGGUUAUGUGGCUGAAGGACAUGGUACCAGUUGACAUGAGUGACCCACGACUGACCAUUCUAGACUCUGGUAACCUGCAGAUUGAGCGAUGUCAAGAAUCUGACGUGGGGAAGUACGAGUGUGUGGCAGAAAACGACAAAGGCGUGGCCUACUCUCACGCUGCCAGUCUCUAUGUCAAAGUUCGGAGAGUGCCGCCUCAUUUUUCAAUCCCGCCAGAGAACACAGAAGUGAUGCCAGGGGGUGACGUCAACCUGACAUGUGUUGCCGUGGGGUCCCCCAUGCCCAUUGUUCGCUGGGUACAGGGAGCCAAGGAGAUCACUCAGGAUGACGAGGUGCCCGUGGGGCGUAAUAUUCUCAUGUUAACUGACGUCAGAGAAACAAAAAAUUACACUUGUGUGGCAUCGUCAGAUUUGGGUACUAUUGAACAUACCGCUCAAAUCCAAGUUAAAGCCUUGCUGAAUGCGCCCGUGGGCCUGAGCACCUCGGAAGUGACCGCUACCUCGGUCAGACUAUCCUGGGAUUCGGGGAAUAGGGAGCCUGUUAUGUCCUAUAUCAUCCAGUACAAACCUAAAAACCAGAAAGGAGGCUAUACUGAAAAAACGGAUAUAACGGACACAGAGAGCCUGGUGAUGGGACUAACCCCUUUCACCGUCUAUGAGUUCAGGGUGGUGGCGGUGAAUAAGAUUGGGCGCGGCACCCCUAGCAUGCCCACUGAAGUCAUGACGGGAGAACUAGCCCCAGGGAGCCCGCCACGGAACGUCAUGGCCCGACCAGUCAGUUCAACCACUGUAAUGGUCUCGUGGGAGGAGCCAGAGAUUCCAAAUGGAGUUAUUAAGGGUUAUAAGGUGUUUUACACACUGAGUCCAGACAUUCCAAUUGUGUUUUGGGAGCACCGAGAGGUUGCCAACAACAAACUGACAUCAAUCAGCAACCUCAAGACAAACCAUACCUACACCAUCAGCGUCCUAGCCUUCUCCAACAUCGGCCAGGGCCCGUUGUCCGAACCCAUUCAAGUGAUGACCACUCAAGGAGGUAUGUCAAGACUCUAUCCAGUUCCUCUUCAGCCGCGUAACCUCCACGGAGAAGCAAUAACGCCCAACUCUAUCAGCCUAACAUGGACACCACCCGAUGAAAGUGACACCAUCGAGAGCUACCAACUCUACUACAACGAUUCCUAUUUCCGUCAAAAUGUCCGAAUAAGUAUCGAUCCAUCAGUGGCAGGAUUCACUCUUAACGACCUCACCCCUGACACUGUCUACCAUAUCCAGGUGUCUGCCAAAUCAAAGCGCGGGGAGGGGGCGAAAACCCCUACCAUCCAAGUCCGAACUUUGCCGUUUGUCCCAGGUGCCCCUCCACAAGCAGUUAGUGGCAGUCCUAUAGAUUCACGCAGUAUCCAAGUCACAUGGAAACCUCCACCUGCAGAAAAACAAAAUGGCGCCAUCACAGACUAUAAGAUAUUUUAUUUGGAAAAUGGCGAAGGCGCCAAUGAAAACGCUGAUGCUAGGAUUGUACGUGUGGGGCCUGAGGAACGUUCGUACGUCCUGAGUCAGCUAUCAAAGUGGACUGAGUAUAAGAUCUGGCUCCUCGCCUCCACCAACGUUGGUGACGGCCCUAAGUCCCCUCCCAUCUUAGUCCGAACCGACGAGGAUGUACCUGGAGAGCCAAAAAAGGUCCGUCUUGAGGCUAUCAAUUCAACUGCUGCUUUUGUGGAGUGGCAACCUCCAGCUCGAAAUGAGCGGAAUGGCCUCAUCCGGGGUUAUCAGGUACAUUAUGUACCCGUGGAUGAAAAUGAGACCCCUAUCGGUGAGCCGGACUAUCACAAUGUGGUGGAUGGAGACAGGACAGAUGCCGUGGUAACGGGGCUUGAGGCAGACACUCGGUACAAGUUCCACGUGGUGGCCUACACCAGGAAGGGAGAUGGAAUCAGGAGUAAGGCCAGAGUGGUGACCACUAAGGGAGCAGUGCCGACACCCCCACGUAAUCUGAACGUAGAAUUGCUGGAAGGGGACCCUCCCAGGGUGAGGCUAACAUGGCAGAGGCCCAAAGAGACCUAUGGGGUAAUCGAUGGCUACAAGGUCAUCUGGGGCAAAAAGGGAGAGAGUUACGAGGAGGAAGUCUGGCCUGGACAGAAGUAUACCUAUGUGACAGACAUCUUAGAAAAAGGCUCCAUUUAUGAAUUCCGUGUUUCUGCCAAAAACGCAGUGGACUUUGGUCAGCGUGCUGUGAAGACUGUGUCAACACCAGAUGGAGUGCCACGGGGUGCCCCACAGAAUUUCUCCGCUGUAGGCCUCAGUGAGACUAGUGUCAAGCUGUCUUGGGAUUUACCCGCCAAAAAACUGCGCAAUGGGGAGAUAAUCAUGUACCAGAUUACCUACAACAAGUUAGCAGAGCCCAUUAAUGUUGAAGACUUGAACAUCACAGAAACAUCUGUGGAGAUCAGUGGCCUUGAAAUGAACACAGACUAUGUGUUCCAGAUUAAGGCGUUCACAAGUCGUGGGGCAGGGCCCUGGAGCAACAAGCUACAUUUCCGUACCUUUGGCCAGAUGCCUCCUGCUCCAAAGAACGUCAAAGUUCAGCGUGCAACGCCCACGUCUCUCCUGGUGUUUUGGGAUGAGCCAUCCUUCCCCGUGGCUGGGUAUAAGGUCUAUUACAAUAUGUUUGCCCUGCCUAACAUGGACAUGUGGCAGAGUAUAGAAAUAGGCCCGUAUACUGUGACGGAGAUCACAGGCCUCCGGGGGCACACCAUAUACGCAGUUUGUGUGCAGGCAAGAUCAGUGGAUGGACGCUAUGGCAAUCUGUCCAACAUUACUCAGAGUACCUACUCAACAAACGAGAAAACUCGGUCAGAUGUUGUGGAACACUUCCAUGCUUCUUCACAAACUUCACGCAGUAUCAGUCUUAAGUGGGACCCCCCCAGCAAAGCGGGCGUCAACUCUUACAGGCUGCGCCUACAGGGUAGGAAGCGUUACCGGGACAAGUACGGGUCGAUGCAGACGGUGACUCACCCCCUACAAAUUAUACCCAUUCCUGGCAGUUAUAAGGAGUAUGUGGUCAGGAACCUCCCGCCCAAAGUUCUCUUCUCCUUCAACCUCAGCGCCAUCUUCCAGGAUGCCACUUCGGGACCAGAGGCUUUCCUUGCUGCUGAGACGCUCAUUGAAGCACCCCCUGUCGUGGAGCGGCCUGUGAUGGUAGGGGUGGAGUCUGGGGUGAUAAAGCUGAAGCUGUCACGAGCCUCAGAGAGGAAUGGUCCCCUCAGCCACUACCUGCUGUGUGUCGUACAGGAGUCUAAAGCCACUAAACCGCCCAAUGACUUCACUAUCAAUGAUCUGACCCAGGACGUGAUGGACGUACAGUUUCCUGCCUCAGAGCCGUACAUCGCAGCCCGAUUUGAGGCACGGUACCUGCAGUCCGAGUUUGAGCUGGGCAAUGGUCAAGCUUACGGGUCGUAUGUCAAUCGUCCUCUGGACAGAGAUCAGCGUUACAAAGUCUUCCUCAGGGCCUACUCUGUCGAUCCAAAAUUAUACAAGUCCAGCUCCUAUUCGAACCCAUUGUCACUGUUGGACAGCCGAUACAGUAUUGGCCCAGGUAAAAACCCGGAGGUGCGAGUGCCUGUUGACCGUGAUCCGUAUGACCCAGUCGACGAACCCAUAGACCCCAGGAACAACCCUCGUAAUAACGCAGGCCAGAGUCGGGCUGAUGGGAAGGACACAAAGAAGCUGCUGACCAUCGUGGGGCCUGUAUGUGGCGUCGUUGUUGUCUUGAUCAUCGUGGCUCUCUGUGUCAUCAUGUACAGGAGGAAAAAGUCCAACAGAAAAGAGAAGAGUCCAGAACCCACUCAGAUACGUGUGGAGGUUCCAGCUCAUCCUUGCGAUCCAGUAGAGAUGAGGAGGCAGAAUUAUCAGACUCCAGCCAUGAUGAAUCACCCACCCAUCCCCAUAGCUCAGCUAAACGACCACAUCGACGCUCUCAAGGCUAACGACAACUACAAGUUUUCCCAAGAGUACGAGUCCAUAGAACCCGGUCAGCAGUUUACCUGGGACAACUCCAGCCUGGAGGUGAAUAAACCCAAGAACAGGUACGCCAACGUGAUCGCCUACGACCACUCGCGGGUUAUUCUCCUGCCCAUCGAGAGCCUGGCGGGCGGGGACUACAUCAACGCUAACUACAUGGAUGGCUACAGGAAGCAGAACGCUUACAUAGCUACACAGGGCCCUCUGCCUGAGACGUUUGGUGACUUCUGGAGGAUGGUGUGGGAGCAGAGAUCAGCCACUGUAGUGAUGAUGACCAAGUUAGAGGAGAGGAGUCGGAUCAAAUGUGACCAGUAUUGGCCUAGUCGAGGAACGGAGGCCUACUCUGUGAUGCACGUGACCCUGGUGGAUGUUAUGGAGCUGGCUACCUAUACCAUCAGAACCUUCCAGGUGGCCAGGCAUGGUUACCCCGAGAAGAGGGAGGUACGUCAGUUCCAGUUCACAGCAUGGCCGGACCAUGGCGUCCCUGACCACCCCACCCCUCUGCUGAUGUUCAUGAGGAGGGUGAAGGCCAGUAAUCCUCCAGACGCAGGCCCCAUGGUCGUACACUGUAGUGCUGGAGUAGGGCGGACUGGUGCUUUCAUUGUGAUAGACUCCAUGUUAGAACGGAUUAAGCAUGAACGAACUGUGGACAUAUAUGGCCAUGUGACCUGCCUACGAGCGCAGAGGAACUACAUGGUACAAACAGAGGACCAGUAUAUAUUCAUCCACGACGCUCUUUUGGAGGCGGUGCAAACGGGCCACACGGAAGUGCCGGCCAGAAAUCUGGGUGCUCACAUACAAAAGUUAUUACAGCCUGACCCCGGGGAAACAGUCACAGGAAUGGAACUAGAAUUUAAGAGAUUAGCCAAUAUGAAAGCCAAUCCUUCUCGUUUUGUCAGUGCAAACCUGCCUGUAAACAAGUUUAAAAAUAGACUGGUCAACAUUUUACCAUAUGAAUCCACGCGAGUCUGUUUACAGCCGAUACGAGGCGUGGACGGGUCAGAUUACAUCAAUGCCAGUUUUAUUGAUGUAAGUAACUGCCUCCAUGGUUAUCGGUACAAAAAGGCAUACGUUGCCACUCAGGGGCCACUAGUGGAGACAACAGAAGAUUUCUGGCGAAUGCUCUGGGAGCACAACUCCACAAUCAUCGUGAUGCUCACAAAACUGAGGGAAAUGGGCAGAGAGAAAUGUCACCAGUACUGGCCCAGUGAGCGCUCGGCGCGCUACCAGUAUUUCGUGGUGGAUCCCAUGGCCGAGUAUAACAUGCCUCAGUACAUCCUUCGAGAGUUCAAGGUCACGGAUGCCAGAGAUGGCCAAUCACGUACAGUGAGACAAUUCCAGUUCACUGAUUGGCCAGAACAAGGUGUACCCAAGUCAGGAGAAGGUUUCAUUGAUUUCAUUGGUCAAGUUCACAAAACAAAGGAACAGUUUGGCCAAGAUGGACCAAUCUCUGUCCAUUGCAGUGCCGGGGUGGGACGGACAGGUGUAUUCAUCACAUUGAGUAUAGUGCUGGAGAGGAUGAGGUAUGAGGGGGUAGUAGACCUCUUCCAGACUGUCAAAAUGUUGCGGACACAAAGACCAGCCAUGGUGCAAACAGAGGACCAGUAUCAGUUCUGCUACAGAGCAGCCCUGGAAUACCUGGGAUCCUUUGACCACUAUGCAAACUGAGACCAGUUGAGCCGUGUGGCCAUCUAGCUACUUCUCUCUACUGCUGUGUAUUAUUGUGGUCACCUGACACACCAUACAGGCAGAGCAGCCAGACUUCCAUCUGUCCUCCAUGUCCAUCGAAGCUCGUGCUGGGGGCUGGUGAUUGACCCACUGCCAAACAGACACUGUGAGAAACUGUGCGACAUUUGGCAGAGGUUAUCUUCACUAAGUGAUUGCUGGGAAGAUAAAUGCCGGACCCUGUGAAGUUUGACGCCUCCAUAAAGAGGAGACAACUCUGCCUGUAAUGUUACUUCUGUUUGUUGGCCAUAGGAAGACUGUGUGUGCAUGUGUGAUAAAAGAAGACCUGGAGAUGUGUUACGAUGACUGCAAAAGGCCUGUCCUUGGAGGAUGGGCAGUGGUGUGUUACAAGUGUGAUUCAGUGCUAUCUCUAGGAGCAGUUUGACCCAGGUCAUCGGGAAGUAGGCAUGUACAGUGGAAGGGAGGACUGGCCCUUUCUUCAGUGUUGUUUUCUCCGUUGAUAUGUGUACAUAGAGACUUUACGAUAUUUAAUGAAUUUGAAAUCAACAAAUGUGAAGACUAGAAUCCUAUAGAGGAUCUUUAAAAAGCUGUGAAUACUUGUGACAUUGGCCAUGACCUGACAUAGUUGUUCCCCUUUGGCUGCUCUCAGCUGCUCAUGUUACGUGUACAGAUAGAUCGACCAGUCCUCCCGUUGCGCAUGUCUUAGCAAAUCUUUACGGGACUAUUAGUUAUUGUCCACCUGUUACUAUUGCCGAUGUGGCAGUGUACAUUUGAUUCUGUAGGAGUUCCAUCGAUUGAGGAAUCUUGUUAGACUGUUGUAGAAAUCCUGACGAUUCUGACAGUGGCGGCAGAGCAUGCGCGCCUGCGUCCAUGACAACGCGCGUCCUGUUGUCCGUCAGACUCUGGGUAUUGUACAAAGUGUCUUCUGCGCCCCACGGUGUGAACAUCUUACCAGGGGACAGGCGAUGAGUUCAGUUGGAAUAUUUUUAUACAAACUGUCCUGUUAUUUUACAUUGACUUUUUCUCUUUUUUUUUCCACCAUCGAUUAUGUGACAGUUGUGUGGAUUGCAUGCGCUGACAGCUGAAUUGUAUCUGAGUGUUAUUUUGUAUGCCCUGUUCCAUCUAGGUAGCCAGAGUUAUCUACCCUUAUGGAAGUCUUUUAUUGUACCACUGCAUGUGCGUAUACACAGUAUUACAUCAUGUGGAUUGUUGCUG
Messenger RNA from Liolophura sinensis, 9998 nucleotides. Its product is annotated as tyrosine-protein phosphatase Lar-like. NCBI's taxonomy places the organism in Eukaryota, Metazoa, Mollusca, Polyplacophora, Chitonida, Chitonidae. Gene Ontology annotation, biological process: protein dephosphorylation. The record is from RefSeq and is a predicted model, not a curated record. Gene Ontology annotation, molecular function: protein tyrosine phosphatase activity; protein binding. The transcript is spliced from 34 exons. Bases 2538 to 8765 code for a protein of 2075 amino acids.